AAAUCGGGAAGGGGGGACAACCUCCUUCCAUUCCACAAAACGGAAAAGUGCGAAUCCGCCCAGUUCCUCCGCUCUGAGCUCCCCUCCCUGGCUGCCGGAGGACUACACCAAAGGGCUUGAGCAGAUCGGAGCAGACAGACAGCGGUCCGCGGUGUCCAUUGCGGACAGGCGUGUUGCGCUUUGUGUCUGUCUUUCUGUCCAUCCGAGUGAAUCCGUGCCGAUCGGACCUGGUCACACUCCCGACGACGUGCGUGGACGUUUAACCCGACUCCAGCCCCAAAGCCCUGCUCGGGGCCGUGAUCUCAGAGUUGCCAGCAGCUUUGAGGAGGUGGGGAGGAGGGCGUUUCGCCUGGACCGACUGUCAGUAUCGUGCUGCAGCUACAGCUCACAAAUACGGACCCUCCGUCUUCGAUCACCAAGGAACCGACCAUUUUGGUUUGGAUCGGCGCUGCACACGCAAACUUUAAACAUGGAGCCCCUCCCCAGCAUCUGCCAUGUCCCAGUCCAUGCGUGCGUCCCACCAAAUCUCCUCCAGAUCAGUCAUUAGGAGCCAGACAUUUUCAGGAGUCCAGGCCCUUCCGCAAUCCUUCAGGAGCCUGUCCGUGUUUCAGACCUCAGGCGGCGUGAGGAAGGCCCCUCGAAGAAGCAAGAUGUUCACCCUCUCCACAAAGUCUCCUCCCCCAAAGGUCCCCCAACCCGAGAGGCUGGAUGAGGUCUACGAGGCUCUGAAGAGAGGCCUGCGGGCCUACCUGCAGGUUCAUCAGUUGGAACUGGAGAACCUGGGGGAACAGAUGAGGGAGUCCAAGAGAAAUUCCAGACUGGGUUUUCUGUAUGAGCUGGACAAGCAGGUGAAGGUCAUCGAGAGGUUUGUGAGACGGUUGGAGUUCCAUCUCAGCAAGGUGGAUGAGCUGUACGAGGCGUACUGCAUGCAGAGACGGCUGCGUGAUGGAGCCAGCAGGAUGGUGAAGGCCUACACCUCCUCUCCUGGCAGCCGCGAGGCCAGGGAGAGCCUGACAGAGGCGCACAAGGGCUAUCGGGAGUAUACUGAGAGCAUGUGCAUCCUGGAGAGCGAACUGGAGAGCCAGCUGGGGGAGUUUCGCAUCAAAAUGAAAGGUCUCGCUGGCUUUGCCAGGCUCUGUGCGGGAGAUCAGUAUGAGAUCUUCAUGAAGUAUGGACGGCAGCGCUGGAAACUCAGGGGUCGGAUCGAGAUUAACGGCCGGCAGGUGUGGGACAGCGAGGAGAUGGUCUUCAUGCCACUCGUCACGGAGUUCCUGUCCAUCAAGGUGACAGAGCUGAAAAGCCUGGCCAAUCACGUAGUGGUGGGGAGCGUGUCGUGCGAGACCAAGGACCUUUUCACGCCGCAGCCCCAGAUGGUGGCCGUCGACAUCAAUGACCUGGGGACCGUCAAACUGAGUCUGGAGGUCACCUGGAACCCCUUCGACAAGGAUGAGCAGAGUUUAUCUGCAGGCACGGUUAACAAAGCUCCCACGGUCUCCAAGCGCUUAGCCAGCUACAACCAGAGCCCACCGGACACACCCUCGCUGCGUGAGCAGGUCUUCUUUAAUAUGCUACGGAGACAGGAAGAGAUGGAGAACGGCACAGCCUGGUCCAAUUCCUCUGAGUCUUCUGAUGACUCCUCCAGCCCACAGCCCUCGCUGGGAGCACGCCACGCCAACAAGACUCUGGUCCAGCCGGAGCUGCGGGCCGCCCUUCCCACCAUUCAAAUCUCCUUCACUCCCCGUGAGUCCACCGGUGAUCCUGAGGAAGAAGAGGAGGAAGAAGAGGGAGAGGAAGAGGAUACCGACAGUGGUAUGGUGAGAGAAGAGGAGGAUUCCGGGAAGCUGGAAGUGGCCAAUGGGCAUGGCCGUCGCUGCCGGUCCUUAAGCCACAUCAGUGAGAGCAGCGCAGACGAGGUGCUGGCAGAGAUACCAGCCUCCAGUGUUAACAAUACUGUCACCGAGACUCUGGGGUCAUCGGAUGCCCCUGAAGUUGCAGUCCUGGAGCCACCAGCAGCUCUAGGGUUUGUGAAUUCCUCGGAGAAGGAAGAGCUUUCUUUGCAGACCAGGGCUCCAUUUGGGCCUGAGAAUCAGAAUGAGACUUUGUCACCAUUGGCAGCUGCUGAAGGACUGGAGGUGGCUGAACCGGAGGCAGGGACUGUUCCGGGGGAGGCGGAGUUUGGUCUGGCAGAUGUGGGGACUGUCCAGGUGGAGGUGGGGCCUGGCUUGACUGAUUCGGAGCCUGUCUCAUGGAAGGAGCAAUGCAGUCAAGCCAAGGAGGACUUUACCUCUGGGCCUGGAGCAGUCCUGCAAGAAGACCGCUCUGAGGUCCUAAGAACAGGCCUGCCAGCACCACGACUUGAGGACAUGAUAGAAAUGCCCCGCCUGCAGGGGACAGUGCAGGAAGUCUCUGUGCUGACACCUAGUGUGGAUCCCCAGCCUGUGGACAAUAUGGUGGAGGAGGCACUGAAAAUGACUAGCGUUGCCCUGGACAGCUGCUUGGGGCGGUUUCCGGAGCUGCAGGCUCUGGAGCGGGAACUGAGGCACCUGGAGGAGACUCUGACUGGCUGCUCCUCCCGUCUCACCCUGACAGUUGAGGCUGCUCUAGGGAGCUUUGAUUUCCUGGAAGAUGAGGAGGAGGAAGAAGAAGAUGGAGAAGGACCUCAGGAAGAGGGGAAGAGACAGAAUGCUGCACACAGUGAGGUUCCUGAUUCCCCCUGUGAGCUAGUGGAGAUGGAGGGGUGUGAAGAGCAGAGUUGUGGAACUUUUGCUGAACCCUUGACCACAGGCUGCCAAGCUCUGGACUGUGCUCUAGUGGUGCAGUUGAAGAAUUGCAGCUCCCUGCUUCAGAGGCUGGCUGCCUCUGAGCCCUGUCGCUCUCUAGAGGUGCUCAGCUUGGAAUGCCUGUCCAGGGAGGUGCGAGCCCUGGAGCUCCUCUGUGUCUCCUGUGAGGACACAUCCACCCAGGUGUUGCCACAUUUGGAGCGGUGCAAGGGUGCAGCAUCAUUAUGGAAACGGUGUGCAGACCACCCCAACUUGUACAGAGCCUCUUCUAAGAGCUUCUUCAGCGCACUGCUAGAAACCAGUGAGGCCCAGCUGCCCGAUGGAGCCCCUGGCUCACCCAGCAAAGCGAUAGUCAAGCUGGCAGAGCAGAUCCUAGGACACCACCUACCCAAGGAAGAGGGACAAGCAACUCAAGACCUGCUAACAGUGUUUCAGUUCUGCAGCUACCUGGAGAAGCAAGGUGUGACCUCUCUGGACAUGCACAUCACUGAACUGGCUAAGGAGGGUGAGGAGACCAAACAGGCAAACCAGCACAAGGAGUCAAAGGAUGCUGGACCAGGCCUCAUCGCCCCUGGCAACAUAACCAGUAUUGCCUUCUAGCACCCUGGAAACGCCUUCUUAAUAUUGCCCAAUAGCACCAAGGAGAACACCUCCGUCUCUCAGAACGCACUUACCUGCCACCCUUGUAACAAAAAAGACACACAAGCACACGCAUACUGAGACACCAAAAAACUCAUAAACUUAAAAAAAUACACUAACACAAAAGAAAAAUACAAAAACUCAAAGUACAGAUUAACCAGUACGCAAAAGAAAUGUGUCACGGUGACAGACAAGUCCUGAAAUUCUGUAUUUAAAACACUGAAGGUAGAAAUAUCGAUAAAUGAAAGUGUAAUGGAGAGUCCUGUCUUCCCGAAGAAGCACGUAAGGAGAGUGCUUCUUUCCCCGCCAGUUCAGCUCUGCAGAGGCGGCUGGGGAAGUGGAGCAGACUGUACAUUGACCUCCCAUCUGUAGGCAAAAAGGAUAGGCUAUGGGUUGAGCAUCUUUGCGGGGAUGUUCCACUAGAGCUCUGAGGAAUUUCCGUUUGAUCUGCAGUCACUGGGCCUCAAAGGAAGGUUUCAUGGAGAAAUGUGCCAUAACUCAAUGGUAUCUUAGUGUUUGCUUUUUAAAGUGUUUUUUGUUUAAAUGGACAUACAUUUUUCUGUGUCAUAACUGAAUAUCAAUGCUUUUAAAUCCAUCAGCAAAAGUGAUGGAGAGACACGCAUAUAUGGCUUUCAUACACCAUCUCAGGCUUAAACCAGUGUUCAUUUAAUUCAAGACUGUUUCUGCUGUGUUGACCAUUCCUUUGAUUAUCUGAAAGUCUGAAAGCAGUGAAGCUUAUUAUGGUAACUGGGGGACUGUUGCCUUGAAAAUCACUGGAUCAACUGCAGGCUCGCCUGGGGUGUGAUGAUCUGAUGCUCACUGUCCUGAGUCAGACAGGUUUCAGAACCAAACUCGGAAGGAUCCUCUAGUAGCUGUUCUUUGGGACACUAAAAUCAAGGGCAAUGGAACUGAUAAGUGCCUAAGUUACUGUGGAAGUUAUAUGAUGAAAAGAAAGUACUGCUAUAGACUUUUAAAAACUGAGAAUUGCAGUGAAAGCAGAAAAACUGAAUAUAAUUUUUUCCCUUUAAAAAUUGCAGUAUGAAAUUAUGUAGAGUGUUUUGUUUUUCUAUGAAUUGUAUAUAGUUGACAUAAAUAUUGCCCGACAAAAUAUAAAUAAAAUGACUUAAAACGA
Messenger RNA from Paramormyrops kingsleyae, 4551 nucleotides. Its product is annotated as rho family-interacting cell polarization regulator 1-like. NCBI's taxonomy places the organism in Eukaryota, Metazoa, Chordata, Actinopteri, Osteoglossiformes, Mormyridae. The record is from RefSeq and is a predicted model, not a curated record.